CAACGGACUCUCUAGAGCCUCGCGUAAACCGUCCGAAUUCAACGCUGCACGAGCAGCGUUCUAUGCGCGCUCAACGUGCUUUCCUCGUCAAGAUUCACCCGCCAUCCCACAAAACCGAGUUCCUUUGUGCGCGGAGAGUGUUACCGUUGCUCGUUCGUAGGCGGGACAAUGAUGGCUCAGCGUAUCGCGCAUACGUUGACCGGGUCGCUUGAUGGCCGCGCACGCGUCGCGCUGUUAUCAACAAGCAGCACGCCUGAAUGCUGCUCAACGCGUUGCAACCAAGUUCUCGCUUCCUCUUCGCGAACCAGACACGUGGCGGCCACAGAUUCGCGGACUCUCCGAAGCGCCUCACCUCCUCCUCUUCGACUUUCCGCUCCGCCGUGUUGCGCGCGGCUAUCCGCCGUUGCGGCGCCGCGCGCACAGCCUGGCCCGGGGAACUCUCUCUGCGAACCCCCGCAAUCCCGGCGCUUCGAGGCGGGGGUAGGAAUCGGAGGUGCGAGUAGCGGACCACCACUGCGCACGACUAAAGAGCUUCCUCGUUCGCAGUCGCAUUCGCAUUCGUGUUCGCAUUCCCCCGGGCAUCGCUUGCGCUGCUCCGCCAUUCCCCCGGACGCCGCAGAUAUCGCCGCAACCGCCGCCGCCGCUCUUGCCGGCCAGAUUGGCCCCGCCGCUGAUGCCGUUGGUGCGGCUGCGAGCCUAGGCGCGCCUGCUGCUGCUUCCGCGGCUGUGGGAGGAGGGAGGUCGGAGGUGACGUGGCAAGUUGUGGUUGGUGCGAUUGCUGGCGUUAUCCCAUUCAUCGUGGCGUCCAUUGAAUUCGGCAAGCGCAUUGCGGCGCAGCAGCGCUGUGAGCAGUGCCAGGGCUCCGGGCUGCAGCUGGUGGGGCGCUACUACCGCCGCUGCUCGGCUUGCGGUGGGUUCCUGCCCUGGCAAUCCUGGCGCCGAUUCUUCCUCGGAUGAAUGUCACGCUUGCAACUACUCAUUGUGUUGGCCAUUGGUGGUACUGGCGGUGUCUUUCAAGCCUGCUGAGCCCUUCGUACAGUUAUGGGGAGCACGCUUGCUGCAGUUAGUUGGGUUGAUAUUGUUAAAUUAUAUAUGUUAGUAUAGAAUUGUAGGCUUGGUAGUGGUUACUGAACAUUACUGUAGAGGGUACAACACCCCUCCUUGUAUCCCUCUCUCUUCUUUCCUAUUCUUUUCUCCCACCAACUUUCCUACCCUAAAACCUCACGCCAUUUCCAUGGCUCCUCCUACCUA
Molecule: messenger RNA, 1251 nt
Organism: Closterium sp. NIES-67
Lineage: Eukaryota; Viridiplantae; Streptophyta; Zygnematophyceae; Desmidiales; Closteriaceae
Source: the annotation of a GenBank genome assembly